GGAAGAUCACAACCAUACGUGUUAAAAUCUUCAUCAAGACCCUGGGUGUUAUGUGAAAUCUGAUAGGUCUGAAAUUGGUUUGAUUCUUUGUGCAUCAUAGGAUGUAGGUUCACACUACAUGACUGCGGGAAUUUUGAGGAACGUACGUGCGAGAGUAGCCCGGUCAAUGACUGAACCCUCCGGUAGCUGGUGCUUCAAUUUCUUCGUCAGAGAGAUCAAAGGAGUUGAUAUCCCUCCCAUUGCAGCAAAUAAGUCACGCAACUAUGCCAAGACAGCCCGUUCUGCCACAGCAUGGGGCUGGAAUGUAGCCAAGUCUUCGCACAGGUGCACUUUGUAUUCAAUCCACAACGUGUGUGGGUCCGGGACUGCAGAAAAGCAAAGAUGGGUAGUUGGAAUACAACUGCCUCAUCAAGGGAAGCGCGCACAAUGAAAUCGCCCGAUAACAGGCCCAACCACUCAACUGAUGCCCUGAACGUGAGAAAUGCUUCUCCAUUGACACAUUUCAAGGUUGCAAAGGACUUUGGCGCACACACAUUACUAAGUAAGAGACGGAGAAAAUAGUGUUAUCCCUCGACAGGAUUGACAGUAACAAGGCGACCAAGGACCUCUCUCCUCUGACAUUGAGUCCAUUUUUUUAAAGGGCAGUCCAAACAAAAUAGUGUGGGAAUUCCACAUAAAGAAGGUUCAAUGUACGCGCGACUUGGUCCGUUGAAUUCAUAGCAAAGAAUUGAGUGAGCAUUGUUUGCACAGAGUAAGACGCCUGAGUUAUGCAGGUAAUUCUCUGAUUUCCGUAAAACAUUAGAUACUGGGACUUUUCUAGGUGGAUUUGCAACUCGAGGACAACAGAUUUUAUCUCGGCAAUUGAAACCCCAAAAAUGCGCCAAGCAGCAGAAGAUAUGUUUAUUAAAAGUAGUUUUUUUAUUUUUGUACAAGGAUAUACAUGCUUUAAGUUUUAUGCUCC
Molecule: messenger RNA, 961 nt
Organism: Cuscuta europaea
Lineage: Eukaryota; Viridiplantae; Streptophyta; Magnoliopsida; Solanales; Convolvulaceae
Source: the annotation of a GenBank genome assembly